Messenger RNA from Cynara cardunculus var. scolymus (artichoke), 1510 nucleotides. Its product is annotated as isocitrate dehydrogenase [NAD] regulatory subunit 1, mitochondrial-like. Gene Ontology annotation, molecular function: isocitrate dehydrogenase (NAD+) activity. The record is from RefSeq and is a predicted model, not a curated record. NCBI's taxonomy places the organism in Eukaryota, Viridiplantae, Streptophyta, Magnoliopsida, Asterales, Asteraceae. Bases 74 to 1219 code for a protein of 381 amino acids. The transcript is spliced from 4 exons. Gene Ontology annotation, cellular component: mitochondrion. Gene Ontology annotation, biological process: tricarboxylic acid cycle; isocitrate metabolic process.
GCCAAAAACUACCUUCACGAACACAGUAAUUUUUUUGCACAGAUCUCCAAGGAACCCCAUAUAUAAUUCUUAAAUGGCCCAAAGAACCGCUUCGAUUCUAAAGAAUUUCGUCUCCGGUAACCCAUCACAUCUCCGAUCAUGCCUACGCUCCAUCACCUACAUGCCGCGACCCGGAUACAACGGUUCAAGACCCGUUACACCCAUCACCGAAGAGGGUAGACCAAGACCCGUUACUCUAAUCCCUGGAGACGGGAUCGGCCCCUUGGUCACCGGCGCCGUUGAACAGGUCAUGGACACAAUGCGGGCGCCGGUUUCCUUUGAGAAAUUUGAGGUUCAUGGCAACAUGAGCGGGAUACCUCAAGAGGUUAUGGAUUCGAUUAAGAAGAAUAAAGUUUGUUUGAAGGGCGGAUUGAUUACGCCGGUGGGUGGAGGGGUUAGCUCGUUGAAUGUUAUGUUGAGGAAAGAAUUGGAUCUGUUUGUUUCCCUUGUGAAUUGCUUUAAUUUGCCUGGGUUGCCUACAAGGCACGAUAAAGUCGAUAUCGUGGUCAUCAGGGAGAAUACGGAGGGGGAGUAUUCGGGUUUGGAGCAUGAGGUUGUUCCUGGUGUCGUUGAGAGUCUUAAGGUGAUAACAAAGUUCUGUUCUGAACGUAUUGCAAAAUACGCAUUUGAGUAUGCACACCUGAACAACAGAAAGACUGUGACAGCCGUUCAUAAAGCAAACAUCAUGAAGCUUGCGGAUGGUCUUUUCUUGGAAUCUUGUAGAGAGAUUGCGAAAAAAUAUCCUGAUAUCAAGUACAAUGAAAUCAUUGUGGACAACUGCUGCAUGCAACUUGUUUCAAAGCCUGAGCAGUUUGAUGUCAUGGUGACACCUAACCUUUACGGAAACCUGGUUGCAAACACGGCUGCUGGCAUCGCUGGCGGCACAGGAGUCAUGCCUGGAGGAAAUGUUGGGACUGAGUACGCGAUCUUUGAGCAAGGUGCAUCAGCUGGGAAUGUUGGGAAACCGAAAAUGGUUGAGAAGAAGAGAGCAAACCCCGUGGCCCUGCUCCUCUCGUCAGCCAUGAUGCUCAGACACCUCCAGCUUCCGGAAUAUGCAGAUCGCCUAGAAACUGCAGUGAAACGCGUUAUUUGUGAGGGAAAAUACCGCACAAAAGAUCUUGGAGGAAGUAAUACAACUCAAGAGGUUGUUGAUGCUGUCAUAUCCGCACUCGAAUCAUAAGGCGUAAGCUGCACCAUUUUUCGUUUUUCUCUGGUCUGACCGUGCUUAUUAUUCUUCAUUUGCAUGUAACUAGUUGCUAGAUUUUCUUUCUACCAAAGGUGACAAUGGUUUUUAUGAAUAAGUCGAUCCACAAAGCGCAACCUGUAAAGGAUAGCGAUCGGUUUUUUUUGUUUUCAUGGCUAUACGAAUCAACGGCUCAAAGUCGCGGCUUUAAUUUGCCAAGUAUCUUGUUGCAUUCUGAAAGUGAAUUACCCUGUAGAUCAAGAAGUAAUAAACAUUGAAGUUAACAGA